UGUUUCAUAUCUGGCGCAUGCGCAUGAGAGCCGGUCAGCGUAAGGCGAUAAUGCGCAUGUGCACCGCUCUGUGUAGUUCUAGUUGUUGCACGGCUGAGCAGGUAACUUGCUGAGAAGUACGGAGGAUGGCGGCGUACCGCGUUCCGAGAGUGGUGUGUGUCUGUCUGCUGCUGCUGCUGCUUACUCUGUCCGGGGCUGCGGAGGAGAAGAAGAAAAAGAAGAAAGAUAUCCGGGAUUACAAUGAUGCGGACAUGGCGCGGCUGCUGGAGCAGUGGGAGCAAGAUGAUGAUAUAGAAGAGGGUGACCUGCCUGAGCACAAACGAAAACCGGCUCCUCUAGAUUUCUCAAAGAUUGACCCUAGCAAUCCAGAGAACCUCUUGCAGAUAACCAAAAAGGGCAAGACUCUAAUGAUCUUCGCAACAGUGUCUGGGAAUCCAACAGAGAAGGAAACCGAAGAAAUUACAAGCUUCUGGCAAGGCAGCCUUUUCAAUGCUAACUAUGACAUUCAGAGAUUUGUUGUUGGAGCAAACCGCGUGAUCUUUAUGUUGCGGGACGGUGGCUAUGCUUGGGAGGUGAAAGACUUUCUUGUAAAACAGGACAGGUGUGCAGAUGUGACGGUGGAAGGACAGGUGUACCCUGGCAAGGCAGCAGAUGGGAGUCCGAAAACUAACAAUCACAGUAAACCAGAGAAAAAGAAAAAGACUGAAAGCAAAAAGUCAAAACCCUCAACGGAGACUAACCGAGCAUCUCCAGCCAAGGAGGAUUUAUGACCCUAUAAUGCCUAGGGACAACUAUGACUUUCUGAGAGAAGUGCAUUAAUUCCAAAUGAAGGACAUCAUGGUGUAUACAUUAUAUCCCAUAAUAUGGUCUAGUCACAAUAAUUGGUUUCAUCAGAGGAAGCGGUAUUGUUUGACCAUGUUUCUUCUAUAGGAAACAUCCAUGCCAGGUCUGGUCAUGAACUAAGGUGACAACAACUACUUUGUAAAUGUUUUAAUGGUCCCCAUUUCAGGAGGCCGCCUUUAGCCUGUACGCAACUAUUGUGCUUUUCUAAGGUAGCUGAGAAGAGGUCAUUUUCUUUGCAUUUCUAAUGGUCAAAAGUUAAUUAUUCAAUCAACAUAAAUGAUAUAGUUCUAAAUCUGUUCUGGAGGUAACUAGGUAGAAAAACUAAUGUUGCCCUUGGUUACCAUUAUUUACAUUUUUCUGUGGCUGUAACCUGGGGUGGAAUAUUUGGACCUGUUGCUUAUUAAACGGAUUACUGAGUUACUAUACACCAGACUUUGUACUAGUUUAAUAUCCAAAGCCAAAAAUUAGUCUCAGAAACUUCCAACAAUGAUCAUGGAGUUACGAGUGUCACAUUAUAUGUGAUGCACUGUGCAUUAUGUUCUGGUGGCAAAUGCCGUUUUACACUAGUUUAAGGUACACUGUUUUGAGUAUUGUUGACUGAAAUGUCUUCUGCAGUAUUAUGAAAACCUGUAUAUUCUACAUUGAAUACAGCUAUUUUCUUUGUAUGUUGAUCAAUAUUAUUUCAUUAAUAUCUCAGUAUGGCUUUGGUUUUUAUUUCAAUAGGUAAGUAAAUAGAAUGCUAUUUCUCUCCUUCACACACCCCUCUGAUUGUAGCCAAACUCUAGUCACACUUCACACUCUAAUAUGAGUCAAGUAUAAUCUUUCAAUAUUAAAACUUUCAAAAGAGACACUGCUAUGACUACGUCACCUUAAAAUAAAUAAACCUUAUACAUACAGUAUGCAGGGUUUCUUCUAUGGA
Pseudophryne corroboree (corroboree frog) is the source of this 1762-nucleotide messenger RNA. It is a transcript of the gene MESD, whose product is annotated as mesoderm development LRP chaperone. Gene Ontology annotation, biological process: protein folding. The coding region runs from base 126 to 770 and encodes 214 amino acids. The transcript is spliced from 3 exons. Lineage: Eukaryota; Metazoa; Chordata; Amphibia; Anura; Myobatrachidae. The record is from RefSeq and is a predicted model, not a curated record.